AAAAUUCCUUUUAGCUGUAGGAAAGUUAACAAAUUGUAAAGAUUUUGUGUAUUAUAGAUAAGAUAAUGAAUGUUAAGUGCAUUUAGUGAGCUGCGCAGUUCUAACUUUUCAAACUGAACAUCGAUAAAUGUCGAAUUAAAUGUCAUUUGAAAAAUGCAUUGCAAUACGAUAAUCACAUGAUUUAGAACAAACUCUGGACAAAUUAAUAGAAAAAUAGACUCAAAAUAACGAAACAAAUAAACAAAAACAUAUUGUAGGCCAUUCCUGAUACUAUAUGAUAUAAAAACAGUUGCAUGAAGAGCACACCUAUUCAGUAAGUUCCUUAUGAGGGUCAAGAUUGAAUGCAAUUUGAAUAGUGUGUAAGGUAGAUGUGUACGUGAGCAACCGGCAACAAUAGGAUCUUUUUGGCAUAGGGAAAACGUGACUGCAAUACAGCAAUAGGGAAUAUUAAUAUUCAACCAACAUUCAAAUGACGUCAGUAUUGAAUGAAGGGACUCUCGAGAAUGAGGUCGUUGGCAACGAUUUACCGCUGACUUUUAAGGUCAAAUAUCUUGGUAGUGAGCAUGCUAGAGGUCUAUGGGGUAUCAAACACACACGACGGCCGGUCGAUCAUUUAGUCACAAUGGCAAAAACGAUGCCAACAAACAAAGCGCUACCUCUCUGUGACUUAACUGUAUCCCGGGAUGGUGUUUUCAUCACAACAGGAUGCAAUACAACAAAAAAAUGGAACUAUACAAUAGAUUCAAUCUCGUACGGUGUACAAGAUUUAGUGUACACCCGCGUGUUUGCAAUGAUUGUAGUUAAAGAUAAUUUUAAUAUCAAAGAUCCAAAUCCAUUCGAAGUGCAUGCAUUUGUCUGUGAUUCUAGAGCACUUGCCAGAAAACUGACGUAUGCAUUGGCCGCAUCAUUCCAAGAAUAUUCAAAACGUGUUAAGGAAAUUGAGCAGCAAGAACUGAAAAAUGACUCACAAACAGCUAAGAAGAAGUUUGCGAUUGAUCUUCGUACACCUGAAGAAAUGCGACAAACAAUUGACGACCAAGAAACUGAAGCGUAAUAUAUCUUACUCCAUACUUUUCUAUCACUUUCCUGCGUUUAAAUGCAUACUACUAGUAGUCAUUACACCAAAAAUUUUAAGCCAAUUCCAUUUUGAUUGAACUAUAAGUUGCAGAAUGUUCCACGAAGAAAAUGUUUAUAGAAUUUAUCUCUUAUGAUAGCACAUAAAUACUAAGCAAGUUUGCGAUUAUUAUUGCAAAUUGGUUUUCAAUUUUUUCUAUACCAUUUGUAAAUGACCUCACCACUUAAUCAUGAAUUGGAGCAAGUGCAUUAAUUUAAAUUGAGUGAAUCAAGAAGAAGGUAUACAGCUUUAUACAUCUUUCCAAAAUAAAAUAAACACCGCACUGAAAAUAUACAUAUACAAAUAUAUUCUAGUAAUGCCGCAUAAUUCAACUGGGUUCAUUUGUUGUUGUUUUUUUCUCAGAAAAAAAUAGAUUUUUUUGUGAUGUGUGUAACACUAUAGUACCUAAAUCUAUUUUCGUAUAAAAAACACAAAAUGAACAAUAUUUUAAUUGUUUAAAUCGUAGUUUUCGAUAAAUGUUUUAAUGUACAAAAAUUCUUGUAAAUAAAAUGUGAGAAAUGCUUGUA
Messenger RNA from Sitodiplosis mosellana (orange wheat blossom midge), 1641 nucleotides. RefSeq lists its product as uncharacterized. The record is from RefSeq and is a predicted model, not a curated record. The transcript is spliced from 5 exons. Bases 470 to 1054 code for a protein of 194 amino acids. NCBI's taxonomy places the organism in Eukaryota, Metazoa, Arthropoda, Insecta, Diptera, Cecidomyiidae.